Molecule: messenger RNA, 219 nt
Organism: Mycetomoellerius zeteki
Lineage: Eukaryota; Metazoa; Arthropoda; Insecta; Hymenoptera; Formicidae
Exons: 3
Coding region: 1-219 (72 amino acids)
Source: RefSeq, a predicted model, not a curated record
AUGAUUAUUUUAUCAGCAUCAGAAAUGCAUUAUUUAGUUUUAAAUCUUGGUCUAUUUUUGGGCGAUUUAGUUCCUACUGAUAGUUCAGUAUGGAAACUUUAUGAAAAAAUCAUGCGUACAUUCGGCCCUUUAAAGAAUUUUUCUACAAUGAGAUUUGAAGCAAAGCAUAAACAAAUAAAAGAAUAUAGUAAAGUUACUACUUUUAGAAUUUAUUUGUAA